Messenger RNA from Hypoxylon trugodes, 4248 nucleotides. RefSeq names its product ABC-2 type transporter-domain-containing protein. The transcript is spliced from 6 exons. Gene Ontology annotation, cellular component: membrane. Gene Ontology annotation, biological process: transmembrane transport. The record is from RefSeq and is a predicted model, not a curated record. The coding region runs from base 1 to 4248 and encodes 1415 amino acids. Lineage: Eukaryota; Fungi; Ascomycota; Sordariomycetes; Xylariales; Hypoxylaceae. Gene Ontology annotation, molecular function: ATP hydrolysis activity; ABC-type transporter activity; ATP binding.
AUGGUGGCGGACCUCUCGCGGAGACUGAACGCUACCCCAAACCAAAAUGUUAUCAAUCCCGACAUCAGCGACAUCGAUGAAGAAGAGGACGUACUCAACCCACAACAUGAAGACUUCGAUAUUCGAAAGUGGCUGCAGCUUUUCACUAAGGGACUCGAGGACCAGGGACACAAGGGACUACGUACUGGUAUAGUCUUUAAGACUCUAAGCAUAUCAGGAUCUGGCGAGCCGGUACAAUUUCAACAAACGGUUGCGGAUAUCCUACGAGCACCCCUUAAAAUCAUGAGUUUAUUUUCGCGACAAAGGACAAGGGAGAGAAAGAUACUGCACAGUUUCAACGGUCUCGUCAAGAGCGGGGAGUUGCUUUUAGUCCUUGGUAGACCGGGCUCGGGAUGUAGUACCCUACUGAAGUCGCUUUGCGGAGAGCUCUCUGACCUGCACGUCCACGAGAAGUCUAUCAUCCACUACAAUGGUAUCCCGCAGGAUAAGAUGGUGAAUGAGUUCCGAGGAGAGGUAACAUACAAUCAGGAGGUUGAUAAACAUUUCCCUCAGCUUACUGUUGGGGAAACGUUGGAGUUCGCGGCUGCAUGUCGCACUCCGUCUCCCGAGAUCCAUGGUAUGUCUCGCAAGGAGUUCAGUGAACACGUGGUUAGGAUAGUCAUGGCUGUCUGUGGCCUAUCUCAUACGUAUAACACUAGAGUUGGUAAUGACUUCAUCCGUGGUGUUUCUGGUGGAGAAAGGAAACGUGUUAGUAUAGCAGAAAUGAUGUUAUCCGGAUCAUCAAUAUCGGCGUGGGAUAACAGUACUCGAGGACUUGACUCGGCUACAGCGCUUAAGUUCGUGCAGAGUCUUAGACUGGCAUCCGAUCUAAGUGGGAGUGUGAACGCUGUGGCCAUCUACCAGGCCAGUCAGGCCAUCUAUGACGAGUUUGACAAAGUGACCGUUCUCUAUGAAGGGAGACAAAUCUACUUCGGCCCUGCUAAUGAGGCGAAGACCUUCUUUGAGGAUCAAGGAUGGAACUGUCCCCCCCGACAGACGACGGGAGAUUUCCUUACUGCUUUAACUAAUCCCAGUGAGCGCACACCCCGUCGCGGAAUGGAGGACCGAGUGCCCCGAACUGCCUAUGAGUUCCAGCAGUAUUGGCGCAACUCGCCAGAGUUCAAAGAACUCCAACGUGAAAUUUCCCAGUAUCAUCGACAAUCGCGCAUUGCUAGAAGCCAUGAAGUCAUAACGGAUCUGAGGAGCGCCAAGAAUUUCAUGCAAGCCAAAUACGUUCGCCCUAAGUCACCAUACACUAUUAGUCUACCGAUGCAAGUUGACCUUACUACCAAGCGAGCGUACCAACGUCUAUGGAACGAUAAGUCCGCGACAAUUGCAACAACUAUGCUCUACGUGGUAAUCGCUCUCGUCGUAGGAUCAAUCUACUAUGGGACACCAAACAGUACCGACAGUUUUCAGGCCAAAGCAGCUGUUCUGUUUCUCGCCAUUCUAAUCAAUGCUCUAACAGCUCUUGCUGAAAUCAAUACUCUAUACGCUCAAAGGCCAAUCGUGGAAAAGCAUGCUUCAUAUGCAUUCUAUCAUCCAGCAGCCGAGGCCAUCGCUGGCAUAGUAGCAGACAUACCAAUCAAGUUCAUACUAGCAGUCGGAUUCAAUAUCGUCUUAUACUUUUUAGGCGGGUUACGCCGGGAAGCGGGACCAUUCUUCUUAUACUUUCUCAUCAUAUUUAUAGCCACCUUCGUCAUGAGCGCCAUCUUCCGAACACUAGCUGCCGUUACGUCGAGUAUCUCGCAAGCAAUGUCGUUAGCAGGUGUUAUGAUAUUAAUACUGGUCAUUUACGGAGGCUUUGUGAUCGCGGUACCUCAAAUGAAACCUUGGUUCGCGUGGCUUCGCUGGCUUAAUCCUGUUUACUAUGGGCUCGAAAUUUUAAUUGCCAACGAGCUUCACCGUCGGGAGUUCACUUGCGCAAGUCUGGUUCCUAAUUAUAUGCCCGUGCAAGGCGACUCUUGGAUCUGCGCUGCUGUCGGGGCCGUCGCCGGUAGUAUGACUGUCAAUGGUGAUGACUUUAUGAGCGCUAACUACGGAUACCACUACUCGCAUGUUUGGCGUAAUUUUGGUAUCCUACUAGCAUUUCUCAUAGCUUUCCUGGCGUCAUACGUUAUUGCGACCGAGCUCAACUCGUCGACCGGUAGCUCCGCCCAAGUUCUCAUUUUCCAACGAGGACGGUUACCCGCAUCUCUAACGAAGAAUGAGCAGAGCAUGCUAGAUAUUAAGGCUUCAUCGGAUACUCUGAUAACAGAUAUGGCCGCUCCUCCCACUGCCCCACGAGAUAAAACUCCAGGAAUCCAGCCGCAGAGAGAUAUUUUCACAUGGAGAGAUGUUGUAUACGACAUCGAGAUCAAAGGCGAGUCACGCAGACUCCUCGAUCAUGUCUGCGGGUGGGCAAAGCCCGGUACACUCACAGCUCUGAUGGGUGUAUCCGGAGCGGGAAAAACCACACUUCUUGAUGUUCUCGCGCAGCGAACUAGCACAGGUGUAAUCACCGGCGACAUGCUCGUCAGCGGCAAGCCCUUGGCCGCCAGCUUCCAACGUAACACCGGAUAUGUUCAACAACAAGAUCUCCACCUCGAAACCGCGACCGUCCGCGAAAGCCUACGUUUCAGCGCCGAACUCCGACAAUCCCGAACUGUUAGCCGAGAAGAAAAACACGCUUUCGUUGAAGAAGUCAUACACAUGCUCAGUAUGGAAGAAUUCGCCGAUGCUGUAGUCGGGCAACCUGGCGAGGGCCUCAACGUGGAACAGCGCAAACUCCUUAGUAUCGGGGUGGAACUCGCGGCCAAGCCCAAGCUUCUGCUCUUUUUGGAUGAGCCAACUAGUGGUCUCGACUCGCAGAGUUCGUGGGCGAUUUGCGCGCUUCUGCGCAAGUUGGCGGAUUCGGGACAGGCUGUGCUGUGUACCAUCCACCAGCCGAGUGCGCUGCUAUUCCAGCAGUUCGAUCGAUUGUUGUUCCUAGCCAGAGGAGGAAGGACGAUAUACUUUGGCGAUGUAGGACGGGAUUCCCGCAUAUUGCUUGAUUAUUUCGAAGCCAAAGGUGCGCGUCGGUGUGAUGACCAAGAGAACCCUGCCGAGUAUAUGUUGGAGAUCGUGAACGAAGGGGCCCAGGAUUGGCACGCGAUAUGGAAUGCGAGUGAGGAACGACAAGCUACGAAUGUUGAACUCGAUCGCAUUCAUGCCUCGGCGGGUAAUCAAUCCUCAUCUCACGACAACGAUGAUCAUGGAGAGUUCGCGGCGUCUUUUAUGACACAAUUGCGUCUCAUUACAUAUAGGACUUUCCAGCAAUACUGGAGAAUGCCUAGUUACGUUAUGUCGAAAUGGGCACUCUCCAUAGCUUCGGGUAUCUUUAUCGGCUUCUCAUUCUGGAAAUCAGGUAGUACCCAAGCGGGGAUGUCCAAAGUGCUCUUCGGCGUGUUCAUGAUCACGACCUUGUUCUCUCCUUUUGUUCAACAGAUCCACCCUAUCUUCACAACCCAACGCGCGCUCUACGAAGUCCGCGAGCGUCCAUCUAAAGUCUACUCUUGGCAAUCCUUCCUCGUCGCCAGCACCGUAGUCGAGUUACCAUAUCAAGCAAUCGCCGGCAUCCUCGUCUUCGCCUGCGUAUACUACCCAAUGGUCGGGGUACAAGCGUCCAUCCGACAAGGCACAGUCCUCCUCUUUAUCAUUCAGUUCUUCCUGUAUACGACAACAUUCGCGCACAUGACCGUCGCCGCGCUUCCAAACCCGCACACAGCCGCAGCCCUAGUCACCUUACUCACGCUGCUAAGUCUCAUCUUCUGCGGUGUAUUCCAACAACCUGCCGCACUCCCAGGAUUCUGGAUCUUUAUGUACCGGGUGUCGCCGUUCACAUACUGGAUCGGCGGCAUCGUAGGUACACUUCUACACGACCGCGCCGUAGACUGCUCCGCAACCGAGACCGCCGUAUUCAACCCUCCAGCCAACGAGACAUGCGGGGAGUACAUGUAUGGAUUCUUGAAAACGGCGCCGGGGUACUUGCUCAAUCAGGAUGAUACGACCCAAUGCCGGUACUGCAGCUAUAAGAACGCAGACCAGUACCUAGCGCCGAGCGGUGUUGAGUAUUCCGACAGAUGGCGGAACUUUGGCCUAGUCUGGGUUUUCAUUGUAUUUAACCUUAUGGUCACCGUUACGACUUAUUAUCUCUUCCGUGUGGCUAAGUGGAAAGGGUUCAAGAGGUAA